AUGGGAAAAAAAGUAAGUGAUUCUUUUACAAAAGUUGAUUUUAAGACUUGGAAUAAAGGUAUAGAGAGGUUUAACGCACAUGUGGGUGAAGUGAAUAGUGUUCAUAAUCGGUGUUUGAAGAUGAUGCUGGAUUUAUCGAAUCAAGCACAAUCUAUUUUAACAUCUUUUGAUAAGCAAUCUGAGAAAACGAAAAGUGAGUAUCGGGUUCGCCUGAAUGCCUCAAUUGAUGUUGCAAGGUAUCUUUUGAAAGAAAGAAUGUCUUUUCGGGGUCACGAUGAACGUGAAACUUCUACCAGAAGAGGCAACUUCUUGGAUCUCUUAAAGUGGUAUGCAAAUAAGAAGAAUGAUGUAAAGAAAGUUGUGUUAGAAAAUGCUCCAAAAAAUGACAUUAUGAUUUGUCCAAAUAUACAAAAAGAUAUUGUGAGUUCUUGUGCGAAAGAAACAUUGAAAAUAAUUGUUGAAGACUUGAACGAGGAUUACUUUGGGAUAUUGGUUGAUGAGUCUAAGGAUGUCUCUCAUAAGGAACAAAUGGCGCUUAUUUUACGUUAUGUCAACAAAGAGGGUAAAGUUAUUGAGCGAUUCCUUAGCAUUGUUCAUGUUAAAGAUACAUAUGCAAAGUCAUUAAAAGAAGCAAUUUAUUCUUUGCCUUUGGAACAUUCAUUGAGUAAAUUUGAAAUACGGGGACAAGGUUAUGAUGGAGCUAGUAACAUGCAGGGAGAAAUUAAUGGUCUUAAAACUUUGAUUAUGAAUGAUACUCCUUCAGCAUAUUGCAUACAUUAUUUUGCUCAUCAAUUGCAAUUGACUCUUGUAGCUGUUGCAAAAAAACAUUAUGAGACCGAAUAA
Messenger RNA from Nicotiana tabacum (common tobacco), 843 nucleotides. NCBI's taxonomy places the organism in Eukaryota, Viridiplantae, Streptophyta, Magnoliopsida, Solanales, Solanaceae. The record is from RefSeq and is a predicted model, not a curated record.